Molecule: messenger RNA, 1694 nt
Organism: Zootoca vivipara (common lizard)
Lineage: Eukaryota; Metazoa; Chordata; Lepidosauria; Squamata; Lacertidae
Source: RefSeq, a predicted model, not a curated record
AUGGCCCCUCCCACACAGGGAGGAUCCCCUCCCUACUUAAAUCCACCUCCCGCUCGCACGCGCCUUUUGGAUACCUUCUUCGAGGAGAUACGCGAGCCGGCGCUGGAAGGUCCUUGGGUGACCUUUGACCUUCCUCCCGCAGGUGUUGCUCCUCCCUUGCCAGAGCUGAUGCUCAAGAUGUCCUGCUCUCACGGGAGGACCACAAGAAGCCUCUUCGUCUGCCUGGCUCUCGUGACUCUGGGCGACACCCGACUUUCCUCGCGGAGAAAAGGGUGUGUACCACCAGACCCGCCCGCUCACAGCACCUACCGAUGCCAGGCCCCCCUAUGCCAGGAGCCUCCCCCAGACUCGAUCCUGUUCAAACCUGAAACGGUGCUGGAAUUCUACUGCCAACCUGGAUACGUCGCAACCAUCACGCCAGCCCUCGCCAUCUGCCAAGGAGGGCAGUGGAAUAUGUUGACAGACUUUGCUUGCAUGCCCCAAGGAACUCCACGUCCUGACGCCUUCCUCUCCGCUGCCUCCGUCCCCGUGGUGCUUGCUGCCGCCGUGGUCUUUUCCGCCAUCCUGGUGACGGUUGUGGCUUGCGUUCUCCUGAAGACGAGACUCCACGUCUGCCGCUGCCUCAGUUCCUAUGAGCACCUGGACGACCAGUGGGAGCAAAUAGAAGAGCCUGAUGUGCCGGGACUAGACUGCAGCGGAGGCCCCCUCCCCUCGUACGAAGAGGCCGUCUCUGGUCCCACGGGGAGCCCACGGCUUUCCCAGGAAGCCUGGGCCCGCCCAGAUCUCUGCGGCCUUGGAGAGGAGCCCCCUUCCUAUCAGGACUCCUUAGGGGCAGCUUCUGCUGAAUCUGGAUCUCCCCCAGCAAGAGAGUCACCCUCCCAGCUCCCUGCACCACUCUUGCCCCCAGGUGUUGGAAAGAAGGACGGUCCUUAGCCCAGGUUCCAGGGCUUUUGUUGAGUCGCCUUGGAGCUCCUCCACCCCUUUCCAAGUGGCUCCUUGUACAAUCUUGGGGGGAUUACGGGGGUGCCCUAAGGAAGCGCUGCUAUUGGAGGGCUGCAGUGGGCGGAGCGAUACAUCCGCCAAUGGGGGACUGAGUUGAUACCCCGGACAAUGGCCCUGCGGCAGUGGAGCCAUAUUGUAGAUUCAUUGGGCUGCUUGGUUUUCCGUGUCGGGACGCAAGUAGGAAUUCUGUCCUGAAAAUUCUUGGUUUGUUUGGUGGUUGUUUUUUUCUUAAUUUACGUUUUCAUUUUAUUUUAAAGCCUUUUUUAAAAAUUAAUUUUAUUUCCCAAAGCAAAAUGUGAGUGUUUGGAUAUAGGGGAAACUCAUUGUUCCUUCUCUCCAAAGCCUUUAUUGCCUGCUGUGCUCAGAAAUCACACAGCUUGGAUGGAGGCUGCAUUGUGUGCUUGGAGGGGACCAGUUUGGACCUGCCACGGACUGGUCCCUUGCCCCAGUUAUGGAUGGAAGUCUUGGCCCAAAUGGCUCGGGGGGACCGGUUCAUAUAUUGACUCCCUCUGCUGAAUUUGGUUCUGCAGGAGCAGACUUGUGACUUUGCUGAAGAGGCCAGCCUGAAAGCAGUAUUGACAUUUGCAAGAACUCUGGGUUUAUCGGCCCACGUUGUCUGAGUGUACACUCUCCGAUAUACUUUCGAAUGCUGGUUGUGGUGUUCAGAGAUUUAUUUUUUAAAAAGCAAUUAA